AAAAAAAAUUUCCUCUGGCGGGUCUCGCUAGAUUUUCCUUCUUCGCCCCGCCAACGCUACGUUCGCUGCUAAAUACAACUUAUCUCCUGCAUCAACGAAUCUAUCUUUCAAAGUAUUUUUCCGACUUGAUGAUUGCCUUCGGGCAGACAUGCGCUCCCACUUUGGCUGCGUGACAUGUAGACAACGUAAAGUGAAAUGCAACGAGGAGAGGCCUAUAUGCGGCCCAUGUGCCAAGUCCUCCCGUGAUUGUGUCUUCUCCGACUGCAUAUUCCGUCACUACAGUGCCAGCGAUCUCGCCGGCGAUGAAACCGGAUACGCGACACAGACAUGGGUCAAAGUACCUUCUGACCUCGUCUUUUUCCAGGUCAAAGACCCUUUCGCUGACGACGAGGAACCAACAUUCCUUCUGGAGAAGCAUCGUUCAAUUACGGCUACGCCGAUAACCCCUGCCAGUGAACAAGAGGUGAUUGCGAGAUCUGCUCAUAGUUCCGCACUGCCUACAAAAAAUGGGGUCUUGACCGCAAUUCUGGUCCGACAUUUCAAAGAAGGUCCUAGUCAAUGGUUGGACUGCUUUGACACCAAUGCCUAUUACUCCAUCAAGGUGCCCGUCAUGGUGGCUACCCGGCCCAUGCUGAAAGCUGCUGCAUGUGCCCUUGCCGCCAAACAUCUGCACCGGAUGUGCCAGGGAGAUGCUCGUCGGAUGUUGCAGUUAGCCCAUCUUCGCAACAGCCCCCUUCAGUGGGCUGUUAGAGGGGUUGACUUGAAAUAUGAAUCAGUACGUCUUUAUGACGAAGCUAUUCGGUACUUGAAAGACGCGAUAAGGCUGGAGAUUCCGAACAGCCGGCGAGACGAGAUGUUCGCCGUCGUUGCCAUUCUUUGCAUGUACGAGUUGAUCGAUGCUCCCGGUACCGAAUGGCGAGCACAUUUAAGCGCCCUGCCCUUCCUCUAUUGCGGGACUGUGGAUGAUUUCAGCUCGACAUCCUCUCUACCAAACUCUCUGCUGCACAUCUCGCGCUCGGUUUUUUGGAGUCUCGUUCGCCAAGACUGUCUUUCGGCUUUCAUCAACGAGACACAAACUCGCCUCAACCUCUUCGACCUUGUCAUCUGGCGCAAUUUCGGUCUUAAUAUUUCCGCCCAUGGUCAUCUCUUACCACCCUCCGUCUCCUCUACUACCAUCAACACCCCCAUUUCCUCCUCUCCGAGCCCUCAUGCCCGAGUCCCAUCACACAGUGCUUGGCUUGAGGAAGACACACUCAGCAAUGCCUUAGUUUGGAUAAUGGGCAAGAUCAUAAACUUCAUCACGAGCGGUGACGGAAUCAAUCCAGGAGACUACGAGAGCCCUCCAGGCCAACGUCCAUGUUUCGGCACCACACAAGAGGAUCUCCUAGAACGAUGGAAAUUACUAGAGUUCGAGCUGACUGCCUGGUACGAUACCUUACCCGAUUCUUUUAAACCGUGUGGUCGUACCCAACUGUUUCUGUCCAACUUCGAUCCGACACAUCAAGAACCUAUCCCCACCCCUACAGAGAAUGUCGGAGAUGCAGAUACGAUAGAUGCGAUCUCCUUCAUCAUUCCCAUGUGUGCCGUCACCAUCCAGACCUACCACAUGGGCCGCAUCCUGCUUUUGAGCAAUAUGCCGCAAGAAUCUACAGCUAUUCGGUCAACCGUGACGGCGCGACUGCGCCAUUAUCGUCAGAUCGCGGGGUUGGUGGUGCGUCAUGCGCGCGAGAUCUGUGGGAUUAGUCUAGCUGGGUUGCCCGAUGCGAUACUUUCGCAUACAGUUCAACCGUUGUUCGUGGCAGGACAGUGCUUCGAGGGGGAUGCGGAGAGGCUAUUAGUAGUGGAUCUGCUGCGACGUGUGGAGAGCGAUACGGGAUGGGCAACAGAGUAUCGGGUGAAGGAGUUGCAAAAGCAAUGGGCGGAUGGGGGGUUGCGGUGUGGGAGAUAGUUAGCCAAACCAUUCCAACUUGUAAGGAAGUGAAUCCUUACAAGCCACUCGUAUGUGUACCUGAGUAUAUAGGGGGCUUUAGGGAUCCGCAGAGUAUCUGCGGGUAAUGCGGGCCUUAUGGUCUUGUAUUAACUUUUUCCCCUAAAAAGAGUUGCUUACACAACUAUAGUUAUCUAUGAAUUUGCGGUGUAUUAUCUGGAUAGUGACAGUAUUGUGAAUUGGUACAAACGAAAUUGAAAUGCAUUUGAUGCAAUUGGGCCCUGCAGACAUGAUUCGUUGCAGAUAGCGACAUAUCAACAAAUCCUAUACAACAGAUGGUGGGAG
Molecule: messenger RNA, 2272 nt
Organism: Aspergillus welwitschiae
Lineage: Eukaryota; Fungi; Ascomycota; Eurotiomycetes; Eurotiales; Aspergillaceae
Product: Zn(II)2Cys6 transcription factor domain-containing protein
Exons: 5
Coding region: 149-1948 (599 amino acids)
Biological process (GO): positive regulation of transcription by RNA polymerase II
Cellular component (GO): nucleus
Molecular function (GO): DNA-binding transcription factor activity, RNA polymerase II-specific; transcription cis-regulatory region binding; zinc ion binding
Source: RefSeq, a predicted model, not a curated record